This is a messenger RNA of Helianthus annuus (common sunflower), 468 nucleotides long. RefSeq names its product ethylene-responsive transcription factor 3. The record is from RefSeq and is a predicted model, not a curated record. NCBI's taxonomy places the organism in Eukaryota, Viridiplantae, Streptophyta, Magnoliopsida, Asterales, Asteraceae. Gene Ontology annotation, molecular function: DNA-binding transcription factor activity; DNA binding. Bases 1 to 468 code for a protein of 155 amino acids. Gene Ontology annotation, biological process: regulation of DNA-templated transcription. The transcript has a single exon.
AUGACACACCACCAUAACAACCUCCUCUCCGCAGCCGCGACCGCUCCACCACCACCACCACGAAAAGAAUUCCGCUAUCGCGGCGUCCGUAAGCGUCCCUGGGGACGCUACGCCGCCGAGAUCCGUGACCCGUGGAAAAAGUCACGAAAGUGGCUCGGCACAUUCGCCACCGCGGAAGAGGCCGCCUUAGCGUAUGACGCUGCGGCCUUCAGACUCCGCGGUGCGAAAGCGAAGAUGAAUUUUGGUGUUACCACUCCAUUUUUCCCCCCUGUGGUUGAGAAGAAAGAUAAUUAUGGUAAUUUUCCGGCAUCAUUUUAUGAUCACUCUGGUGGUACUUCUGUUAUAAACUUAGGUUGUGAAAAGCAAUUGGUGGGUGUUGCUGUGGUGGAUGAUGAUGAUGGCAUGAAAGCAAAGACGGUGAAGAAACCCUUUAUGUUUGAUUUGAACCUGCCGGCGACGUUAUUUUGA